Molecule: messenger RNA, 2337 nt
Organism: Pseudovirgaria hyperparasitica
Lineage: Eukaryota; Fungi; Ascomycota; Dothideomycetes; Acrospermales; Acrospermaceae
Exons: 1
Molecular function (GO): S-adenosylmethionine-dependent methyltransferase activity
Source: RefSeq, a predicted model, not a curated record
CGGAACCGACAUCGGAGACCGUCCUUCGAUUCACUAUAUGAUGUUAGCGACGAUGAAGCUGAGGAAGUACCGCUUAAGAUUUCGGCUUCCUUGAAGAAGAUUGUCAAUCGUGACCCGCCAAGUAGCUCGGCGAGAAGUAGUCGAAGUCGAUAUCCAUCAAUUACGAUACCCUCACCGUCAAACUGGCCGACCAUCCAGAAAUUAAAGAGCACCUGUGCGCCAAUAUCUCCUGCCCUUCCGACACCACUAAAAUCACCUGCCGCCGGACUUAUGCAGAUGAUAGCGGCGCGAGCUGUUCAAGUACCAAAUGGCAGCGCGACACCUUCCCUGGACGGAAGCUUCACCUCUGAAGAGCUUGAUAAGCUGAGUUGCCCUUCUACUCCAGACUUGCAUAAGCAUAAUACUAGCGAGGCGGACUGGCUUCCACCCACUCAGCUGCACCCACAGGCCUUGCAGACCCUCCAUUCCCUUUCAGGCCCCGGAGAUCAUCUUGAACCCGUGGAAGAUUCAGAAUGGGAAGAGAUGCCGAGUGCGGAGAUGGAACAAGUUGAUCACGUAAGGAAUGUUAGUGGGCUGUUCCCCACGCCUGUUAACAACACUGGUGAGGACCCGCUCUCUGCCUUGUCCAUACCGUCACCGGGAGGGUUUUUCUCUUCACUGGAUUCAAACACGCGGCACACCUGGAGCACUGCCCCAACCGAGGAUGCUGUGCCGUCAACGACUGUUGCCGAGGAAUUCUACGGUGUACCUUGGAGAACAUCUGCGGACGAUAUUGUUUCGCGUGUUCUCGGGGUCCCGUCGUCAAAUGGGUCUGGCCCGCUGACAGCCAAAGCCAUAGCCAUGUCUUCGGAACAAGCUGACGAGCCGCUUGAAGUGAUGGAGAUCCAGCGUAAUGACAGCGUACGCACAGAAUACGACCCAAACUAUCCCGAGGGUCUGCAAAUCAAGGCAGGAGCUAACAUCGAUCGCACUGGAACAUGGCUCAACGCGCAGGUCUCCUACUUGGCUGCGCUUAUCCAACCCGAUCCGGCUCCUAGUCCCAUUGAAGGCCGCAGCGAUAGGUCACGCAAUCGAUCUAAUUCCGCAGAGCACUCGGUUUGCUCGCCGUCCAAGAAAUCUGUGCGAUUUAUUGAUGAAGCCUUGCCAAUUUCCGCAUCAUCAACAGAGGAGAAGGAGACCAAGGAGACGGUAUUUGUCGAGGCUUUCGCUCAUUUAUGGGACUCGACCCAGAAGAGAGAUGUGUACAUUCAACGCCAAAUCAGAGCUGAUGCUCUUCAUACUAUGCGACGACACAUGGCACAUGUUCAUCGUAAACAACUGCUGGGUCUUUACGAGAUUAGUACCGUCGCCCGCCCCGUGCCUCCACGACCGGUGUCAUCUUUUUACAGCGACGAUUCAACUGUUCUCAAGGAACGAAUCGCUCGAGCUCAAAAGGAGAAACAAGCUCUGGAUCAAGUGCGCCCGGCAGUCUGGGUACUCGAGGCAAUAAAGUUCUUGAACGGUGGUAAAUUGAUCACCCCGGUUGCAUCAAGAGCUCUUUCGCGCGCAACAUCGCCUCGCAUCCUCGAUGUUGGCGGAAAGACAGUCUGCGACUGGGCAUGGCAAGUAUGCUUUGAUCACCCACAUGCCACUGUUUACACUGCGACAACAGAAGCUCAGAUGGACGUGGAAGGGCCCGAAAACCACAAACACACUGUUGUUCCUAACUACUGGACCUUUCCGUUCCCAUCAAAUCAUUUUGAUGUCAUCUCGGCCCGCAGCUUGUACGCAUUGCUCAAGACCGAUAAGCCCACGGGCAAGAAGACCGAUGAGCUGGAUCUGUGUUUGAAGGAAUGUAUGCGAUGCCUGCGGCCUGGAGGAUACCUAGAGUUCACAGCGCUGGACUCCGACAUCAUGCACGGUGGUCCGCUAGCCUUGGCUAUGUCUGUCGAAUUUGGGUACAAUCUUAAAACACGCGGCUACGACCCCCUGCCAACAAGGACAUUUGUCCCACGCUUGAAUCUUGCUGGAUUCAAGGAUAUCAAGCGCUCAUGGACGUUCCUACCCAUGGGAAUACCUGCGGCUAACUGGACCGAGAAAGUCAACGCGGGUCCAAGUCUCGACAGAACGAUCACAACCGACGGGGUCGUCGUGGAGGCAGAUCUGAUGGGGUGUACGGCAGACGUCGCCGCUAUAACGGGUCUUGUCGGCUCGUGGAUGUGGGAACGCUGGCUGAUCAAGAUGCAAACAGAGAUGGGGAAAGCGGAGGAGAAGCAACUAGAGGGCGUGGCGGCAGUGAUGGAGGAAGGGCCCAAGCAUGGGGCUGGAUGGAGACUUUUGAGUGGAUGGGCACGGAAG